AUGUUUAUAAUUGUAUCUGUUGUAAUAUUAUUAACGAUUCAAACCAACGCAUUUGUUCUUCACGAAAAAGCUGGUCAACAGAUUACUUGCCAGAGAGGCCAGUAUCUUAAUACGCCACCUUCCGGCAAUCCAUCUUGUGAACCAUGCCCUGAGGGCACCUACAACUCACGUGACAACCACACGCUGGAGAUGUGCGUCACUUGCUCUAAAGCUGACAUUUUUAGUUUCGAAUACGUUAAAACAGAUUGUACCCCAACCCACGACACGGUGAUUCGAUGUAUCGGUCACCACUACAGGGUGGAGCAAGACUUUGGUGACUUUGUUGACGGCCAGUGUGCCAGGUGUACAAUCUGUCAGAUGACCAACCAGUACCUGGUCAGGGACUGUAUGGACACCAGCGAUACCAUCUGCUGCCCGCGGGAAAAUAUGGUGGUCAAAGAUGUUGCAGGAAGAAAUAUUUGCACUGAGUCUUAA
Physella acuta is the source of this 474-nucleotide messenger RNA. Its product is annotated as tumor necrosis factor receptor superfamily member 6-like. Lineage: Eukaryota; Metazoa; Mollusca; Gastropoda; Physidae. The record is from RefSeq and is a predicted model, not a curated record. Gene Ontology annotation, cellular component: plasma membrane. Gene Ontology annotation, molecular function: protein binding.